Protopolystoma xenopodis is the source of this 642-nucleotide messenger RNA. The record is from the annotation of a GenBank genome assembly. NCBI's taxonomy places the organism in Eukaryota, Metazoa, Platyhelminthes, Monogenea, Polystomatidea, Polystomatidae.
CUCAACCUAUUUGAUACAUUUUCUUUCCUUUAUCAUUUUCUCUCUCUUUUGGACUUUUCGCCUCAGAUACCGGUUAUCACUAUUCAGUCUACCAACUCCCCAGCCAACCCAGCCUCAUCUACAACGGCAUCAACAACAACCGGGGCUGUCAAUAAUGCUCCAGAUGGCCAAGCUGCUGUAGCCAACCCGGUUGCCGGUCCCGGUGCUCAUGGACCCAACCAAUUUGUACAGACCCAACGUCAACAACAGCAGCAACAAUUACAAACCCAACGCUACUUACAGCAACAACAGCAGCUACCCCAUGCCCCAGGUCACGUUUACCCGCCUCCUGCUGGACAACAGCACUUGCUUCCGCCUCAGCCUGCCUCAGGGUCAGGCGCUGGUCAGUUGCCAGCCAGUACAAUGACUCAACUUCCGUUGACGACACCUACGACUCUACCACUGCCAGUUGCGGCAGUGCCACAGCCAGUCCAAGUGACGAUGGAUAAUAGUAUUUUGCUCGCAGCCUGUCAAGAGUCUGAGAGCCUACCACAAAACCCCGAGAUACCGGCCGACCUUUUUACUGCAUGUCUGACUACGCCUAUCCGAAUGGCCCUCAGGUGGCACUGGCUCAAGCAUCAGGAGUAUUUUCCUGGUGACUAA